AUGGCGAAGAAAAAGGCGGCGGACGCCGCUGGUCUCACUCAGGUCGACAUGGAUCAGCGUGAACACUCCCGUAAAGUGCGGCGGGAGAUGGAUGAGUUGGAUGAGGGGCCUCAGAGCGGCGAAGCAUGUGAGGAUCACGAGGGCAGCGCGGGAGGCUCAGAGCGAGCGCAGGAGGACGACGACGACGACGAGGCAGAGGCACCCGCUCUUGAGCGUACAGGCAGGUCCAUUGCAUCUCGGGCAGUGCAGCGAACGGAAGCUCGCGCGCAAAGGGGCGAUGGCGAGGAUAUUGACAUGGACGUCGCCCCAAUUCAACCGAGAAGACGCAUGAGGCGCACUACAGACUCUGACUGCAGCAACGGUAGUCGGGAAGCCGUCGAAGAUAUUGUGAUGGACAAGAGCGAGGCCCCCCAUUCCGGGUGCAGGAAGUCCAAGGGCAACGGUCGAGCGAAGGCAGCCGCCAUUGCCGAUCACACGUCGGAAGAAGGCGAGGAGGGCGAGAACGUCGCCUCUCCCUCGAAGCGACAGAUGGCCCGUGCACAGGCUGCGGCGGCAGAGGCUGACAAGGCUGUUGCUGACCAGGAUGAGAUCCCUGCUCCCAAACGGAAGGCGCAACGUGCUCGAACCCCGCUAGAAAGCGACGAUGGAUAUGAGGACGGUGGGGCAGAGAGCGAGGAUGGCGGUGCAGGUGAAGAGCCCCCGGCUGCGAUACGGAAGAAGACGACCGAGAAUGCCGCAGCCAUGGUCGCCCCAGCACGAGCUGCCGCAUCUGCUCGUGCUGAGACGAGGCCCCAACUUGCAGAUGCACGCUCCCUCGGCACGGAGCAGGUCUCUGUCGCUACUCCUGCCCUCGAGCACGACGGCAACGCAUCCGACAACGGCAGCCAGGAUCCUCAGGCUACUUCGUCUGCCAUCCGCACACUACCGGCGUGGAUUCAGCCCCACAUCACCCUCAUCGUCAAGAAGUUCAUCCGACUCAACGGCGAUCUUCCCGACCCUUGGACGACUCGGUACCCUGGCCCCACUAGCGACGUCAUGCUGGGCCCACUGCAGGUCAUCCAGCAGAUCGUGGAUGAGGUUUGCCCUAAUAACGGCCAGCCAGCCUUGACGGUGUACGACAAAAUCUUCAUCGCCAUCCGCCAGAGAGGACUCUAUGAUUGGCGCCACAAGUUCCAGGAUGUCGCCAAUCAGGCCUUCGACGCCGAGGACGCCAAACGGCAGCUGAAUACCGAGCCUGGGAGGGCAGUUCUCUCUACCCAGGAAUGGGCUGCGGCCGCCAUUUCCCGUGGUGGGGCGGCGUUGUAUCGCUACCCCAACGCCGAUCCGUUGAAGGCAACCGGGUGGCUACGAACGCCCUACGUUCUCCCCGUCAUUGCCCAUCACGUCCGCUCCGUUCAGGGACUGGUCGACGACCGCGCUCAGUUUUACCCACGCGGCGCUGUGGCGCUUGCCAUCACUGCAAAGGCUGCAAAGAAGAAGGCGCGCGACUCCAAGAAGGCCACUACAAAGCAGGGUCCGUUCUCCAAGAUCCAAGCCCAGACUAGGACGACAUGGUGGAGCAGCAAGGUUGCGGACGAGAUGAUGAAUGACCCCGGGCUCGUCAAGCGGUUUGACCGUAUCGUAAAGGAGGCCCGCGCCUUCACCACACGAGAGCUCUCAGCUACACGCGGUGAGUAUGGCGACGAAGAUGAGGCAUACGUCCCCCAGCGCUGCGUAACCCCUGAGUCUGUCGACGGCGAUAAUUAG
This is a messenger RNA of Epithele typhae, 1746 nucleotides long. RefSeq lists its product as uncharacterized. Bases 1 to 1746 code for a protein of 581 amino acids. The transcript is spliced from 10 exons. The record is from RefSeq and is a predicted model, not a curated record. Lineage: Eukaryota; Fungi; Basidiomycota; Agaricomycetes; Polyporales; Epitheliaceae.